CAGGAAGCUGUCAGUGGCAACCACUGUAAAAAGUAACUUGACUUGGCGGGUCUUUUUUCAACUUCUUCUCUGACUACGCAUUUCUUCAAACCAGUGGACAGGGGCUGUUCUAUGAUGGGUUGUCUCACCUGUAAAAGAUGUUGCGUUGCCAUUGUGAUUGUGAUUGUAGUGAUUCUAAUAGUGACAAUCAGUCUGAAAUACUCUCGGAGACCCUCUGAUAAGUGCUAUACUAAAGCAGCAGUGGCAGCCGAUGCCGGGACUUGCUCUGAGAUCGGGAGGGACAUAUUGAAGCGCAAAGGUUCAGCAGUUGACGCUGCUAUUGCUGCUCUGCUGUGUGUGAGUCUGGUUAAUGCUCAAAGUGUGGGCAUUGGAGGAGGGGUUGUUUUCACCAUUUACAAUGCAUCAACAGGAAAGGUGGAGACAAUUAAUGCAAGAGAAACUGCUCCAAUGGGUGCUUCAGAGAACAUGUUUGGCAAAGACCCACAGAAUGCAAAACCAGGAUUAUUUAUAGGUACACCAGGACUGCUGCGUGGUUAUGAGCUGGCACACAAAAGACACGGGAGACUGAAAUGGAAGGAGCUGUUUGAGCCCAGUAUAAAGCUGGCAUUAGAUGGAUUUCAGGUUGGCAGGGCCUUGGCCUUGGCCAUCAAUGAGACUAGUGACAAAAUUCUGAAUAAUGCAGCAUUGUGUUUUCUAAGGUUCAGUUCAGAUAAUGAAACGUUUCAUUUCGAUUAUAACUUCUCAAGCAGCAGUGUGUCCACAACAGAGAAUAAGAUUUUGACCUAUCAUCGCAUGAUAGAGGCUUUCCGCUUCGCUAAUGUUCAGAAGACUAAACUGGGAGACCCAGUAAUAAAUAAAAACGUCACUGAGAUUGUAAAAAGAAUGACCUCAGAGAGCCUUGCGGACGGGAUCAGGAAUAAGAUUAAAGAUGACUUCAAACAAACCAGUUACUAUGAGCAGGAGGACCGUGAUGGUGUACCUGAAGACCAUGGCACAUCUCACCUGUCUGUCCUCGCUGAAGAUGGGAGUGCAGUGGCCAUCACCAGCAGUAUCAAUAACUAUUUUGGUUCUGGAGUGAUGUCACGCUCAGGCAUUAUAUUUAAUGACCAAAUGAGGGAUUUCAUUGAUCCUGAGCUGACAAGUGGUCAUGGCAAAAACAACUUAAUUAAACCAGGUAAAAGGCCACUUUCAUCAAUGUGUCCCACAAUCAUUUUGGACAAACACAGCAAACAAGUCAAAAUGGUGGUCGGAGGUGCAGGUGGAACAAAUAUCACCACAUCAGUUGCUCAGGUGAUCCUGAACUAUCUGUUUUUUGGUUAUGACCUGCAGAAAGCUGUUAAAGAGCCCAGAGUUCAGAUCACAAUGAAUGAGACAGGUAUAGAAAAGAACUUUGAUAAGAGCAUAACUGAUGGUCUGAUGCUGAAGAAUCAUAUUAUAUAUCCCAAUAUUUCAUUUCAAUAUUUAUCAGUGGUCCAGGCAAUUGUACGAGAGGAGGACAAAGUCUGUGCUGAAUCUGACCACAGGAAUUACGGCUAUCCUGCUGGAUACUGA
Molecule: messenger RNA, 1551 nt
Organism: Labeo rohita (rohu)
Lineage: Eukaryota; Metazoa; Chordata; Actinopteri; Cypriniformes; Cyprinidae
Product: glutathione hydrolase 1 proenzyme-like
Exons: 12
Coding region: 112-1551 (479 amino acids)
Biological process (GO): glutathione catabolic process; regulation of immune system process; peptide modification
Cellular component (GO): plasma membrane
Molecular function (GO): glutathione gamma-glutamate hydrolase
Source: RefSeq, a predicted model, not a curated record